AAAUGCUUUUAAAAAUACGACAUGCCCUGCUGGAAGUGGCUAAUCAUCCGAAUGCCAAACAAUCUGCCGUGAUCAUAAAUAAUGAACUUAUAAUAACCUCGGGAUGCAUACUACAGCCCUAUGUGCGUCCCAUAUUACCAUUUGUCGCGGAUCACAGCAACGAAAAUGUUUGUGCCAGCACAAAAAUCAUACACAAAUUACAGCAAUGCCGUUUGGUUAAUGCCCAAGACGUGGACACAGAUGAGGCACAACAUUUGAAUGCCCUCAACUACCAGGUAACCUUUGAUCGUCGUAAACUACCAGCGGCUGUAACAGAUUCCAAACACAAUUCCAAUGUUCCACACAUUCUCACCCGAUAUCGAGCAAAGCUUUUAUAUAUAUUUAGCUCGAAAGAGAUAUCCCGAAAUCUACAUAAAAUGUUAAGUUCUAUGAGUUUCCAGGAUUCGCAAACAAAAGAUCACAAUGAAGUGCUGCUAACAAGUUUCCUUGUUUUAACAAUGCGUCCAACGAGUGUUACGACCACAGCACCGGAAAAAUUUGAAAGAUUUCUCGAACACAUCGCCCAUUAUUUAAGAUAUAUACAUCCGAUACGACCAUUGGAUGAUGUCCUAACAAUGUGUACGCCAUUUGGUUUGGAAAAUUUCUAUAAAACCAUAAGUAUUGGAAAAGUGUCGAAUGUUAUUGGAAAGAACGGUUCCUUGUUUGUUCUCUCCAAUAAUUUGCCGCUAGGAUGUGAAGGUUCGGCUGUUUUUAAUAAUAAAUUACGUUUAAUUGGUCUCAUCAUCAGUACGGCAUUCCAGCGCAACAAUGAAAAUCUACAAAUGACAAUCGCUGCAAAUUUUGCAUUUUUAUUGCGUGAUUUUAUGAAUCAAUUGGGUAUAAAAAUUACCACAAUUACCAUACCCCGAGAACCAUCUAAUUUUGCCUGGGAACGUAGCUUGGUGGUAAUCGAAGCUAAUGGCAAUCAGGGCACUGGAACGUUUGUUAAAGUGCAAAAUAAAAAAUUCAUAAUUACUUGUUCGCAUGUUGUUUUUCAGGUCAAUUCCACCGUAUAUUGUCGUGGUGUUGAUGGUGAAUUUGAAUCCGAUGUGCUGUGGCGUAAUCCCAAUUAUGAUACCGCCUUUGAUGUGGCCCUCUUGUCGACACCCUCACACAUUCCCUCGCGCUAUUGUGUACGUUUGGCGCAAACAAAACCCUGUUUGGGACAAACUGUUUACAAUGCCGGAUUUCCCUACUUUGUUAAUUUCAAUUUAAAAUAUGAUUUCAAUCCGUCAAUAUUUCAAGGACGUAUUAUCAAAUAUACACCAGCGGCUAUUAUGUCCGAUGGUUGUGUUCAAGCUGGACAAAGUGGAGGUCCUAUGUUCGAUGAACACGGUAAUAUUAUGGGUGUGUGCGUGUCGAAUAUUAAAAUGGAUAAUGUCGUCUAUCCGAAUAUCAAUAAUGCAAUACCGAUUGUGACAAUACGUUCCAUAUUGGAGGAUUAUGCGAAAACAAAUGAUAUCCACAUUUUAAAUAAUCUGGUUGCAAAUCCUGAUAUACAAAGAGUGUGGGCUUUGAAGCCACCACCUAUUAUAAGUAAACUGUAAUUGGCGUGUGAUUUUUUUAU
Musca vetustissima is the source of this 1606-nucleotide messenger RNA. Its product is annotated as peroxisomal leader peptide-processing protease-like. Gene Ontology annotation, molecular function: serine-type endopeptidase activity. The transcript is spliced from 5 exons. Gene Ontology annotation, biological process: protein processing; regulation of fatty acid beta-oxidation. Gene Ontology annotation, cellular component: peroxisome. The record is from RefSeq and is a predicted model, not a curated record. Lineage: Eukaryota; Metazoa; Arthropoda; Insecta; Diptera; Muscidae. The coding region runs from base 3 to 1586 and encodes 527 amino acids.